AUGAAUAAUUCUACAACUUUGAAGACUACAACGUCUGUUGUGGUGGUGAGCAAUUGCAAGAAGUUUGAGGCAAACAUUUUCAAUAAAUUAAAAUGUCAGAACUGUUUCAAAUCUAAAGAAGAACACUCGGCCAGUGCUCUAGAAAAUACAAAAAAUGCAAGAAAAGUUGUCAUGUACAGUUACCUCUUUGUGGCUCCAAACAGUUUUGACUUUAAUAGUCCACUUGACAGGACUAAGAGAUGGCAAAGGAGAUUGUUUGUGCUGUAUGAUGAUGGAGAGCUGACAUAUUCUGUUGAUGAGAAUUGUUAUGACAAAAUUAGUGCUAAAAUUAUAUGCUUGCAAUAUUGCAAUCAGUUUGGGACAGUGCCACAAGGGGUCAUAGACAUGAAUAAAUGUAAGGAGCUGAAGUACGCCGAGCAGAUAACAACACACCGACAUUCAAUGCUCAUCGUUGCUGAUGACAACAGUAAGACUUAUAUUAAAGGGUCUUGUCAGGAAGAAUUUGACAGCAACAACGAUGACUGCAUCGACGACGAAAACUACAUCAACUGCAAAAUUUACAAGUGGACUUUCUGCUUCUGCAAGUUUGUCCUGUUCUUGAGUUUCUAA
Messenger RNA from Helobdella robusta, 609 nucleotides. RefSeq lists its product as hypothetical. The transcript is spliced from 5 exons. Gene Ontology annotation, molecular function: actin filament binding. Lineage: Eukaryota; Metazoa; Annelida; Clitellata; Rhynchobdellida; Glossiphoniidae. Gene Ontology annotation, cellular component: actin cytoskeleton. Gene Ontology annotation, biological process: actin filament organization. The record is from RefSeq and is a predicted model, not a curated record. Bases 1 to 609 code for a protein of 202 amino acids.